CAAUAAAAGGUGUCCAUGCUCUUCAAACAUUACAAUAGUUACAUCCACUUGCAGUACUGGAGGUUAAGUGUCCCAUCUGUUACCUGUCUAAUGGAGAGAGAAAGGGCGGGGAUAAUCAGCCCUGACCAAGACGUUAACUCCAGCAGGGAAGCAGGGAGGAGGAUAAGGAUUGUAAUUUCGGUUUAAGAAGAUUAACUUAGUAGAAGAGCUCGCUCUCCAUCUGCAGUUUGCCUCACACAUAGUGAUGUUAUAAUGAGUAAAUCAUUGUUAUCUUGAUUUAAAUCGCGCGUUGAUUGUAAUGAUUUCGCGUGGAGUAACGAUGAUUGCUGGAUUGGCUUGGCCUGGAUCGGUGUUGAAUUGGCAUCGUGCAUGUUAGCGCUUAAACGCUUUACUAGCGGAAAUGAAGACGCGACCCACAGGCAGCACCUCCAACGCCGACUGGAUGGGCUCUCUGUGCCCUGCCCUCACAUCAAUGCCCCUCAAGUACCUGGCGGUUCCAGGGUCUCAUGAUUCCUUCAGCUUCUGGGUGGAUGAGCAAGCUCCAGUCGGUCCAGACCAGAAAGCAUAUGUGAAGCACCUAGCUGCGAUAUUCCGCUUUCUUGCCAAGAAGGUGAUGAAGAAGUGGUCCAUGACUCAGAACCUCACUUUCAGGGAACAGCUUGAGGGAGGAAUACGCUAUUUCGACCUGCGUGUGUCCACCAAACCAGGAGAACCAGGCCAUGAGAUUUACUUUAUACAUGGGCUGUUUGGACACAAAGUACGUGAUGGCCUUAAUGACAUCAACAAUUUUCUGAACGCGCACAAGAAAGAGGUUGUUUUUUUAGAUUUUAAUCAUCAUUAUGCAAUGAGCGAGGAGCAUCAUCGUUACUUAAUCAAGAUGCUGAAGGAUGUGUUUGGUCACAAGCUCUGCAAGAUUGAUGUGGUGGAGGAGAUCACUCUAAACUAUCUGUGGGAGAACAGGUACCAGGUCCUAGUGUUCUACCAUCAUCCAUCUGCCGAGGGCUGCUCUGUGAUGUGGCCUGGUAGUAAAAUUCCCGCUCCCUGGGCCAAUACCACAGACACCACCAAGCUCAUCCAGUUCCUGGAGACGACGCUGGGUGAACGAGCCAAAUACGGCAGCUUUCAUGUAUCUCAGGCCAUUUUAACCCCACGUGUCAAGACCAUCGCCAGGGGCCUGGUACGGGGGCUAAGAAACUACCUGGUGGAGAAGAACCUUCCAACCAUAAUGACAUGGGUGGAGGCACAAAAGCCAGGCAUAGAUGGGGUCAAUAUCAUCACCUCAGACUUCGUAGAACUUGUGGACUUCGCAAGCACUGUUAUUAGAUUAAAUAACCUCCUCCUUCAAGAUCGACAGGGCACAUGACCUUUUCUUUGACUGAAGAUGUGCUGACCACAAAGAACUGGGAUCACAUGGAGGUCACUGCAUGUGAUUAUCAAGAGGUGACGGAUACCAUAUAAGUGCCAUUAGUCUGAUACCCAUGUUUUGCUAAUUUCACUGUAAGGUUUUUUUUCUUUCUUUUUAACAGCACUUGUUUAUGUACAUUGUGUAUUGAAAAAAACUAAUGUGUGUAAUUAUUUAUGAUUAAUUAUAAUAUUUUAGAACACAUUUGAAUAAAUAUUAAAUGUUUAGUCUGUCAUAUAGAAAAUACCAAUGAAUAACUUCUUACUGGUACAAAAAUUAAAUUAUAAUUUAAAUAAAAUGUUCCAUUUUUUUCCAUUGUGACAUUAUAAAUAUAAAAAUAUACUUUUGAUUUUAGUGUGAAAUAUGACACAAGCAUGACACUCUUUGUGAGAUUGACCCAAUUAGCCCUUUAAAUGGAAUGCUGAUAUUCUUUUUUUUUUUUUUUUUUUAGAAUCAGUAAUCAUCUUUAGCUAAUUUCAGUUUUUUUUAUUGCUCCUCAGUAUUUAAAAAAAACUGUUCUUAAGAGUAUUCACAGAAAUUAUGUGACCGGCUCCACAUCCAGGACCCUGCAGAGCGCAAGAGGUUCAUCCACACCUGCAUUUCCAUGUGACCAUAUCCACAUUCCAGUGACUGUUUUCUGUGGACUCUGGGAUGGGAAAGCCAUCAGAUAAUGACCAGGACCAUGUGAACGAGUCCACACAGAGCAUUUGAAUUCAAUAAAGGAACAAUUAUGUGCUCAAAGCAUGGAGGUAUUUAGGAAGAGAGAAAGAAAGCGGAGACAGAUCUAAUCAGCACAGCUGCUCUCUUUGGCUUUAAAAUCACAGGUUUCGUUCACCGCCGUUAUCACAAAGGGAAUGUUUCCCCUGAGUUACAUAUAUUCAUAAUGAAUUUUUAAGUGAGAAAUGAUGUCAAGUUUUGAAUCAGAAGACAUACCAUAGGGUCUGAGACUACUAGUGCAAAUACUGCAUUCUAUGCAAUUUUUUCAUUACAAAUUAUUAUUAGCAUAACAAUCGAGUGAAGAGUUACACUGGGUGUCUCUGAACUGAAAUAACACCUGAUGAUCAUGUUCUCCAGCAUGAUUUGAGAUGUUUUUAAAGAGCAUAAUCUUCAGUGGAGGCAAGAACAUCUG
Molecule: messenger RNA, 2531 nt
Organism: Ctenopharyngodon idella (grass carp)
Lineage: Eukaryota; Metazoa; Chordata; Actinopteri; Cypriniformes; Xenocyprididae
Gene: plcxd2
Product: phosphatidylinositol-specific phospholipase C, X domain containing 2
Exons: 4
Coding region: 401-1363 (320 amino acids)
Biological process (GO): lipid metabolic process
Molecular function (GO): phosphoric diester hydrolase activity
Source: RefSeq, a predicted model, not a curated record